ACGUGUCGAGAAAGUGUCAAAUAGAGGGAUGUAAAACUGAUCGAAAACUCCCUGGAUAAACUUAGCUGCCAAGCUGUUUAGCAGAGGCACGCAGCGCCAGUUUGGAUAAUUUCCUAACAGGAAUCACCCGCAGGCAGAGAUUUGAUAGACUCGCCGCUCCUCUUCAGGUCAGCUGAGGAAAAUCGGUCUAACUCACUUCUGAAUCCGCGACAUUGACCGUCGAGCUAACUUAGUUAGCGACAGUUGAGCUAUCCAGAGUCGUUCAAACUAAUCUAAAAAUAGCCCGGUUACCGGCUUAGCUAACAUUAACAUGUAACUGAUGUGAAGCGGACAGUGUUAGCUAGCCACUUAGGUUAGUUUUAUCGUUCGUCUCUCAUUUACUUUGCGUUCAGCGCGGUGUCCAGUCCGGUAGCCGGACGCAGGAGUGAUACCGAAGGGAGAGGAACAUGUCUCGGAGGCGGCUGGACAGUCGCAGCGGACUCUCCGCGGGGCUGCUCGUCGAAAUUCAGACCCCAAUCAGCGCGGAGUCGGUGGAAACUGUGUAUGAAAUCACCGGAGAGUUGGGAAGGGGCAAGUUUGCAGUGGUCAAGCGCUGUGUGGAUAAGGUCUCGGGGAAAGUGUUUGCCGCUAAGUUCCUACGGAAAAGGAGAAGAGGUCGUGACUGCCGGGCCGAAGUCAUUCAUGAGAUGGCCGUCCUGGAGAUGGCCCGUAACAAUGCCCGAGUGGUCAACCUGCACGCUGCUUACGAGACGGAUCACGACAUCGUCUUAGUGCUGGAAUAUGCGGCAGGUGGAGAGAUAUUUGACCACUGUGUGUCUGAGGAGCUGCUGCCAGAGGCACAGAUCACCCGUCUGAUCAGACAAACACUGGAGGGAGUCCAUUACCUCCACCAGAGCAACCUGGUGCACUUAGACCUUAAGCCCCAGAAUAUUCUCCUGACCACCCUGUCUCCUCCAGGAGACAUAAAGAUUGUAGACUUUGGCCUGGCACGCAGACUGGGUGCGGCUGGAGAGCUCCGAGAGAUUCUUGGCACACCUGAAUAUGUGGCUCCAGAGAUCCUGAAUUAUGAACCAAUCACGACGGCGACCGACCUGUGGAGUGUGGGUGUUAUAGCCUACAUGCUGGUGACGGGUGAGUCUCCGUUUGCCGGGGACGACAAGCAGGAGACGUAUCUGAACGUGUCCCAGGUCAACGUGGACUACAGCAAGGAGGCCUUCUCCAGGGUUUCUGAGCUGGCUGUGGACUUCAUCCGUAAGCUGCUGGUCAAAGCCCCAGAGGACCGGCCCAGCGCUGCAGAGUGCAUGAGCCACCCGUGGCUGUGGCAGCAGCAGCUCUGUCUGAGCCCCGACCCCGCUACCCCCCGCACCGCCCGCGAAAGGAGCUGUGGCACCAAGUGGGCCGCCCCACCCGAAGACCCUGAAGACAAGGAGAACUUCCUGGAGUCUCCACACUCGCAUGCAAAGAGGUUACGCUUCGAUGAGGAAACAUCCGCCCCCGGAGACGGUGACUUUUGAAAAAGUAAAAUGAAAAAGGGGAGGAAUUGAUGGCAGGGUUGCCCACUUCCUUUUGAGCUUUUAAAUUCUUUUAAGCCUCCACAAAACCAGCUGUCUGCCGCCUCCACUCGAGAGUACUUAUGUUGUGUUUAUAUUCCAAUAAUUAGCAAAAUCCCAAGAUCGACCACUCAAACCAAAGAUAACCAGCUAAAUAUUGAGAUCUAUCACUGAUCCAUUGCUGUUAAAAAGUGUGAAAAUGUCAUGUCUCCAUUAAUGUGUGCAGUGUGUUUAACCUGAAGUAUUUAAUUCCUUUCAUUGUUCAAAUCUUUGGUGUUUUCAGGGGGUGGCAUAAAUUUGCUCUGUGUAUGGUGUUGAUUUGUCCCUGAACUGAUGAAGGCUAGUGUGGAGUAUUUCUAGAAAAAUCUAUGCAAUACUUCUCUUGUAUAUUUUAAAUCUUUUCUCAAGCAGUCUGCCUUACGGUGGGAAGUGAAGUGUUCUUGUCACCAGCUCCAGUUACUAUUUGUUGCACUUGUGCUUCAGCAGAAAAGUGUGAUAUUGAGAUAAGCCUCUCUGUAGUGAGGAAGUGGGAUAAUGUCCUUCUUUGCAUGUCGAAGAGAACUGGGGACAGCUGGACCAACAUUGUGGGGAAACCAGGUUUUAAAUAAUGUAACCUGGCGUAUGUGCUCUGUGUCUGGGUAAAAUAUGCUGUCCAUCUCUUAGCUCCAUGUCUUACGACCUGCAACAUUGCUGUAUUUCAUGUCUGAACUGCACUUUCACUUAGAACACAACCAGCAGAAUGACAGGAUUACACCCAAGCAUAUUACAUUCCUUAUAUGUUUGUCUCGUCCCACUUGUCAAACAUUCAUUUUCUCCAUGUCUGCUAUAGAUUGAGGGUUUAAAUUUAGCUCAGGGCUCUGGAUAAUACUCUUUUUAAUAACUUGAACCAUAGCGUAAUCCCCUUCCACGCACCUGAAAGGCCUCCGCAUUUAGACUAUAGCCUGUAUUCGGGUUAUUAUAACAUUUUUCUAGAGGAAACUGCAUUGACAAGAAGGUUGAAAGUGAGCAACAAAUCAUGUUACUCAUUGAUUUCUUGUUUAUCCUUCCAUAGUGAGAUAGAAACCUAAAGCUGUAAUGGCUGACAAAAACGAAUGACUCAUACAGUCGUUCAUACGCCACACCCGCACUUACUCAAAUGAUUUCCUCUCCGAGCUCCAAGUUCCUCUUUGUCAGCCACGCACGAGAGAAAGACGACGUUAGCACUUACUUCAAAAGCACACGUUUUGAACUGAUAAGAAAAACAGGAGCUAUUUAUGAAAGUUUGUAUGUUUUUGAGUCCUCGAGAGGUUCGUUGUGGGUUUCAGUCCCUCACCAAAGCCAUUGAGUCUGCGUUCGUAGUCUCGGCAUUAAAAGCUACUCUGGUCCUCCUGGAUCAGGGUGACUGCAGCGAUCUAUUCCUGUUGUUUUCAUCUCAGGGCAUUCUGCUCCCUCACUUUGUUUUCUACUCUUAAUGUUAUUCUUAUAGGCCUAUUAUUAUUUAUGUGCUGGACGUAUACUUUAUAUUUUUAUGUAAAUAAUGUGCUCGCGUGUGCUGUAAGGAAGAUAAUGGUGGGAGACAGGUGAUUUCGAGUGAUUUAGAGGUAAUUUAAAAGAGAAGGUGCAGUUGUGGAUACAGAGUAAUGAAUAAUAAAUGUUUGACUGCAGUCAAUUGGGAAGAUGAAAGCAGGGAUUAGUUUUUAGGUGGUACUGGGAAGUAAACCAAAAUGUGAAAAUGGACAGAUGAGUCAGAUGG
Molecule: messenger RNA, 3282 nt
Organism: Xiphias gladius (swordfish)
Lineage: Eukaryota; Metazoa; Chordata; Actinopteri; Istiophoriformes; Xiphiidae
Gene: stk17b
Product: serine/threonine kinase 17b (apoptosis-inducing)
Exons: 7
Coding region: 447-1514 (355 amino acids)
Biological process (GO): positive regulation of apoptotic process; intracellular signal transduction; protein phosphorylation
Cellular component (GO): nucleus
Molecular function (GO): protein serine/threonine kinase activity; ATP binding
Source: RefSeq, a predicted model, not a curated record